Gadus chalcogrammus (walleye pollock) is the source of this 822-nucleotide messenger RNA. RefSeq names its product endonuclease domain-containing 1 protein-like. The transcript is spliced from 2 exons. Gene Ontology annotation, molecular function: metal ion binding; hydrolase activity; nucleic acid binding. Bases 1 to 807 code for a protein of 268 amino acids. The record is from RefSeq and is a predicted model, not a curated record. Lineage: Eukaryota; Metazoa; Chordata; Actinopteri; Gadiformes; Gadidae.
AUGACACAAGGGGACCUUCAGGAAAAGCUAGUCCCCGCCUGCCGUAAGUUUCUGUACAUGAGCAUGCUGCCACAGGGAAACCAAGGCCCGCGGCUGGAGCUGAUCUGCCAGUACUACAAUGGGAAGGCCCGCUUUGUGACUCUGUACGACACGCUCCACCGGAUCCCCGUCUAUUCUGCCUACACCUUCAAGCGCUCCGACGGUUCCCGGAAGGUCGACGUUCCUUGGAUGUAUGAGCCACAGCUUUCCAUAGCCACGGGUUCACGGGACAUGGAGCAGUUCCCUCAGAGGGACCUCCACCGGAGCGCUGACGACGCUCAGGCGGUGCUGGAAGACUACCGGGACACCGUGGACAUCGUGCGUGGCCAGCUCAACCCGGACCAGCACCAGAGCGAAUUCGACGACCAGGCGGCGACCUACACCAUGACCAACGUGGUCCCGCUGAUCAAGGAGUUCAGCGAGGGCCCCUGGGCGGCGCAGGAGAAGGUCACGCGCCAGCGACUCAACAACUACUGCCGGGGCACAGCGUACGUCGUCACCGGAGUGUUGACCUCGGGAAGGGCCCUUCGUCGCUUCGACGCCGACCGCGUGGCCGUUCCCGACUAUGUGUGGUCGGCGUACUGCUGCGACGACUACGACUGCAACGCGCCGUACCACGAGUUCUCCCGGUUCCCCGCGUUCGCCUCUCUGGGGCGCAACAGAAGGCUGGACAAUACGGUGGAGGAGACGUCCGUCCAGCAGUUGGAGGACUUCAUCAAGAGAGCGACUGGCAAGAAGGUCAAUAUUUUUUAUAAGGAUUGUAAUUGAUAGAGCUGGCAAUUU